GUGAGGGGGCGGGGCCUCACAGUAGCAAGUUUAUGGAUCACUGAUUAGUGAGAUGAGUCAAAGGUCUAAGACACAAACAAGGAAACACCUGCAGACAUCACUGACACCUGAACGCCUCGUCUCUACCCGAACGCCUCGCCUGUACCCGAACUCCUCGCUUGUACCCGAACGCCUCGUCUGCAACUGAACGCCUCGCCUGUAACUGAACGCCUCGUCUGUAACUGAACGCCUCGCCUGUAACUGAACGCCUUGUCUGAACCUGAACGCCUCUUCUGUAACUGAACGCCUCACCUGUAACUGAACGCCUCGUCUGAACCUGAAAGCCUCUUCUGUAACUGAACGCCUCUUCUGUAACUGAACGCCUCUUCUGUAACUGAACGCCUCAUCUGUAACUGAACGCCUCGUCUAAACCUGAACGCCUCUUCUGUAACUGAACGCCUCUUCUGUAACUGAACGCCUCGUCUGAACCCAAACGCCACGUCUGAACGCCUGAACGCCUCGUCUGUGUCACAGGUGGCGCCCUGCUAGCACACCCACGCGAUGUUGGGACAAACAGGAAGUGGAUGUUUCAGAUUUAAGAAGUGUCGUGUCAUCUUUUCUCCUCUAGCUCCUCCCUCCGUCAAUUACUCAGCAAGCAGUAGGAGCAGAAAGUAUGGGGCGGAGCAGGGGGCGGGGCAGAUGAGCUCAGUUCAGAUUAACUGUGUUCUGAAGGCCAACGAAUACAGCCACACCUUCCUGAAAGGCCCCUCCUCCCAUGGAAUUCUGGGUUUCCAUAGUAACAUGUUGCUGUCCAACCACCCUGGUGAGGACCGUCGGAGCAGUGCCACCUGCCUGCCAAGCGGUGCGGUGCUGCUUGGAGUAUUUGACGGCCACGCGGGGGCAGCGUGUGUUCACACGGUCAGUCAGAGGCUCUUUUAUUACGUCACCGUGGCGAUGCUGCCACUGAAGACGCUGGCCGAGAUCGAACGGGCUGUGGAGGAGGAACGGGCUGUACCGCCUCUGCUGGAGUGGCACAAACACACACAGGACCACAGCUGUCCAGAAGGAGGAGCCACCUCCUUCCACAGCCUCCGCAACUACUGGCAGGAGCGUCUGGACGAAGGACUGGACCUGAAUCUGGAUCUGGACCAGGAGGAGGAUGGUGACAGAGUGACAUCAGCACUGACAAACGCCUUUCGUCGCCUUGACUACGACCUGUCUGUGGAGGCACAGGUCCACCUGUCUACACAGGUCCACCCGUCCAUGUCCUCUCCCAGACGGGCGUCUCUUACUGGGGAGGCAUGGUCUCUAUCUUCCCCCCUUCGGGUGGCACUGUCUGGCUGCACCGCCUGUGUCACUCACAUCUCUGAUGGCGUCCUGCACGUGGCAAACCUGGGUGACAGUCGGGCCGUCCUGGGCGUCCAAGAGCCAGAUGGCCGCUGGUCAGCUGUCAGCCUCACCAACGAUCACAACGCUCAGAACCCUGAUGAGCUGCAACGGAUCUUGGGAGAACACCCUCCGUCAGAGAGGAGGACGGUGGUGCGAUACGACCGCCUGCUUGGCGUGCUGCUGCCCUUUAGGGCGUUUGGAGACAUUCGCUUUAAGUGGAGCACAGAGAUGCUGAAUCAAGUUCACGAGACUCGACCAGACGUCCUGUCUGUGAUUAGCGAGGCGGUUCGGACGCCGCCACAUUACCUGACCCCGCCCUACCUGAGAGCCGAGCCGGAAGUUACUCAACACCACAUCAGACCGUCUGACAAGUUUCUGAUCCUGGCAACAGAUGGACUCUGGGAGCUGAUGCACCGACAGACCGCGGUCCAGCUGGUGGGAGAACAACUGACCGGUCUUCAGCAGCAGAGGCCAGUCAUGCCUGGUGUGGGCAUGACGCUCGGUGGCCUGCAGCGCCUCCUGCUGGAGAGGAGGGGCCGGGUAAUAUCGGAGCUGGAGGAUCAGAAUACUGCCACCCACCUGAUCCGUCACGCCCUGGGGGAUGAUGGGUACGGAGCAGUGGCACCAAACCGCUUAGCCAAGAUGUUGAGUCUGCCGUCAGAACUGGCCCGGCGGUACCGCGAUGACAUCACCAUCACUGUGGUGCACCUGAACGAGCCCGACACCUGAACAACACCUGAACGAGCCAGAUACCCGAAUGACAUCCUGAACAAGCCCGACACCUGAACAACACCUGAACGAGCCAGAUACCUGAACGACAUCCUGAAUGAGCCCGACACCCGAACGACAUCCUGAACAAGCCCGACACCUGAACGAGCCAGACACCCGAACGACAUCCUGAACGAGCCAGACACCCGAACGACAUCCUGAACGAGCCAGAUACCCGAACAACAUCCUGAACGAGCCAGAUACCUGAACGACAUCCUGAACGAGCCAGACACCCGAAGGACAUCCUGAACGACAUUCUGAACGAGCCCGACACCCAAAUGAGCCUUGUCUCUCUAGACCAGGAGUCGCCAACCUUUUUGAGAGCGAGAGUUACCUGGAGGGUAGAGAGUAAUAUGGAGGACGACCAUAUUAACACACUACCAGCUGCUCGUGGGAACCAUGUUUUGGUUCCAGUUUAUACUUCAGGGUCAAAGUCUGACUCUAGUCUGAACAUGCAAGAGAAAUCGGACUAUGAAUCACUCAGUAACUGUUGCCAUGACACCAAAGACAAAAAUGGCUUAUUUUAACAGGAAGUGAAUCACUAACGAUACAAUAAAGUCCUUUAUUUUUCUUUAAUUCUAAUUGUCAUAGUUAUGAAUGAAACUGACCACAUCAUAUUCCUUUAUUGAUCGCACACAUGUUGCAGCAGACUAAAUAUAAAAUAAGAUCAAAUAUAGAACAAUAAUCAAAGAUGUUUAUUAUGAUGAGUGAUCGAAAGUUCGUGUUUUUCUUUUAAUACAUUUUUAAAUAUUCAUCUCAUCUCUGACAUUGAAAUAUAAACACAUUCAAAUUUGAAUGUACUGAUUAAAAAUGUGGUGCAUUGCA
Molecule: messenger RNA, 2961 nt
Organism: Solea solea (common sole)
Lineage: Eukaryota; Metazoa; Chordata; Actinopteri; Pleuronectiformes; Soleidae
Product: pyruvate dehydrogenase [acetyl-transferring]-phosphatase 1, mitochondrial-like
Exons: 6
Coding region: 541-2097 (518 amino acids)
Biological process (GO): protein dephosphorylation
Molecular function (GO): cation binding; protein serine/threonine phosphatase activity
Source: RefSeq, a predicted model, not a curated record